Dendrobium catenatum is the source of this 1628-nucleotide messenger RNA. Its product is annotated as probable protein phosphatase 2C 41. Gene Ontology annotation, molecular function: protein serine/threonine phosphatase activity. Gene Ontology annotation, cellular component: nucleus; cytosol. Gene Ontology annotation, biological process: protein dephosphorylation. Bases 443 to 1312 code for a protein of 289 amino acids. Lineage: Eukaryota; Viridiplantae; Streptophyta; Magnoliopsida; Asparagales; Orchidaceae. The record is from RefSeq and is a predicted model, not a curated record. The transcript has 7 exons.
UGGUUCUUUCCUUUUGCUUCCUCCACUCUUUUUCCCUCCCCCUAAUUUAUUUGAUUGAAUUCUAUUAUUAUUUCUAGCAUUCUCCCUCCCUAAUACUCACAUUGCACACACACGAUUCUAUCCGCUUCUCAUGCUUCUCGUUUAGCUUCGAUUCAAGAAGAUGAACCGCAAUCCUAAUCUCCUCUAUUGAAGAGGAAAAGAACGAAGAACGAAACAAGGGAAGAAAAGUUUGAUUUUUUUAUUUGUUAUUUUCAGAGAAAGGAGAGUGCUUUAUCUGUUCUCUCUGACUUCUUCCACGAAGCGAUAAGUCUGACUCACAGGGGUGAUUUUCAACGGCAAGUGGUGAUAUUGCCAGCUUUAUUUUGCUCAAAAUCGAGUUUUGCUGCUGAAGAAAUUUGUAUAUGACGACAAUUUAUGAGGGGAACUGGGAUUGAGAGCUUAAAUGGAUAGAUUUUGCUUUUUCAAGGGUAUCUGCUCUGAGUUUGCAGGUCUUUCUUCCUCCGAAAAUGGUAAAGGCAAAUGCUUACAAGGUCGUGUAAGAGUUUCUUAUGGUUUUAGUCUCGUGAAAGGGAAGGCUAAUCAUCCUAUGGAGGAUUACCAUGUCGCCAAAUUUGUCGAAGUCAAGGGACAUAAGCUCGGUUUGUUUGCCAUCUUUGAUGGCCAUUUGGGAGAUAAAGUACCUCUAUACUUGCAGAAGCAUUUGUUCAAUAAUAUUCUAAAAGAGGAUGAAUUUUGGAUACAUCCAGACAAAGCUAUCACGAAAGCCUAUGAGAAGACUGACAAAGCAAUUCUUUCUCACAGUCCUGAACUGGGAAAGGGUGGAUCUACAGCAGUUACGGCUAUUCUCAUUGAUGGUAGGAAGCUCUGGAUUGCAAAUGUUGGUGAUUCUCGAGGAAUUUUGGUAACAUCGAGCGGAGGCCGUGGCCGAAUUUUCGGAGCCCACACAGUUGAUCAUGAACCAGACGCAGAGAGGGACAAUAUUGAGACGAAAGGUGGAUUUGUUUCUAGUAUGCCAGGGGAUGUUCCAAGAGUUAAUGGCCAGUUAGCUGUUUCCCGUGCAUUUGGGGACAAGAGCCUCAAAUCACACCUAAGUUCAGAUCCAGACAUUCACCCAGUGGACAUUACUAGUGAUACUGAACUGCUUAUCCUUGCAAGCGAUGGUAUAUGGAAGGUAAUCGACAAUCAAGCAGCCGUCGAUAUUGCCAGGAAGUUCAAAGAUCCACAUGUAGCAGCAAAGCACCUAACCAUUGAAGCUGUGGAAAGAGAUAGUAAGGAUGACAUAUCAUGCAUAGUUGUUCGAUUCAAUGCUUAGUUCCCACAAGAAAGCCCUUUUUAUUUAUAACCUGGAAGCCUUCAUACUACUAUACAAAGAACUAGGACAGAAUUAUAAGUUUUCAUGAUCUAUUUUGCCUCUUGUAAAGUUCUUUUAGCCUUUCAUUUGAGGUUGGAAGAUUUAUGAAUUUUUCCAGUUGUUCGAUUUGCCUGAAGAACAGAAGGCUGUCAGGUGGAAGAUUUAUUUCACAGAAUAGAUUUGGAAUUGUAAGGAUUCAUUUGAUUUGAUCUUAUUGAAUGAUUAUAAUUAUUGAAUAUUUAGUGUCAAAAGAAAGGAUGAAAGUUCUUAAUCUCAA